Asparagus officinalis (garden asparagus) is the source of this 1521-nucleotide messenger RNA. RefSeq lists its product as uncharacterized. The record is from RefSeq and is a predicted model, not a curated record. Bases 175 to 1104 code for a protein of 309 amino acids. Gene Ontology annotation, molecular function: 3'-5'-RNA exonuclease activity. The transcript is spliced from 7 exons. Lineage: Eukaryota; Viridiplantae; Streptophyta; Magnoliopsida; Asparagales; Asparagaceae.
UACUUCUCUUCUUCUUCUUCAAACGCUCUCUCUAAAAAAAAAAAAUUGAAAAAAGAAAGAAAAAACUCGAUCACUUCUGUUUGUGUACAAAAAUUAGGGCAAAAAAAAAGAGACCUAAAUUGGGAUCAAAUGAAUCGAGAGAUUUGAGGUUUUAUUAUCGGGAUCGGUUCGAGGAUGAGUAGUGGGGUUUCGAUCACCGUGAUGACGCUGAAUCUUCAGGAAGGAGAUCAGAGCAGCGAGAGCCCUAACUCUUGGGAGAAGAGGAGGGAGAUCUGCGUCAGCGUCAUCACGAGCUACUCUCCUACUAUUCUCUGCACUCAGCAAGGUUUGAAGUGGCAGCUGGAGUUCCUUCAGCAGUGUUUGCCAGGCUAUGAUCAAUUUGGGAUUUCAAGAAAAGGGUCACAAGACACCUCAGAUGAACACUGCACGAUCUUUUAUGAUAAGGAGAAGGUGGAGCUUCUUGGAGGUGGUACAUUUUGGUUGUCAGAAUCACCUUCUGUCCCUGGAAGCAUAUCAUGGGGGUCAACUGUGCCAUGCAUUGCUACCUGGGCGACAUUUCAAAUGAAGAGAGUUGAACCCCCAGGUUUCAGCUUUCAGAUUGUAAAUACAAACCUCGAUGAAUUCAGUCCUCGUGCACGCAGAAGAAGCGCUUUGCUUACAUGGCAACACAUUGCAUCAUUGCCUCCAAACCUGCCAGUUAUAUACUGUGGAGGAUUUAACACACAAAAGGAGUCAACAACGGGUCGAUUUUUACUUGGGAGAUCAAGGGAACAUGGUGUUGUUGGUGAUAUGAGAGAUGUCUGGCCUAGUGCUCGUGUGCGGAAGAAUGUCUCACUUAUACGCACAUAUCAUGGGUUCAAAGGUAACAAACAAGGUGCCAUGGAAUUCAUGAAGUUGAUAUUUAGAGCUUUAUGCCUCUGCUGGGAUCGCCAAACGCAGGAUUUGCAUGUCGACUGGAUUCUCUUCAGGGGACGUUCUCUAAUCCCUGCAUCUUGUGAAGUGGUUAACGAUAAUAUUGACGGUUUUUAUCCAUCAUCCCACUAUCCUAUCUUUGCUGAGUUUAUGCUUCCUCGUACAAUCCGGCCAAUUGAGUCGCCUGCUUGAAUGAGAUGAUAAAUUAGUUUCUUGUUUUCUCAUAAGAAAUGGUCGCAUUCCGCUGUGAUCUGUGAGGGGGCUUUUUUAUGCGAGCGCUGAAAAGCAAUUAAUGCAGUGGCGGUGAAGACUUUAUUCCAUCGUUAUGGAGGUGAAUUGAACUCUUGUUGGCAUCAUCUUAUCAGUAGCAUGAAAAAUCUGGAUAUAUGGAGGAUUUACCAUAAGUUUAUGCGUCAUAUAUUCUUUUUUUUUUUUUUUGAAAUUGUGCCUCUGGGAUCUAAUUUUGGUUCAUGUUUCUCAUGUGAAGAGGCCUACGUUCUCCGUAGCUUUUCGCAAUGAGCAUUGUUAGUUUUAUCUGUGUAACAGUUCUUUCAUGCCUUUAUCAAACUAAUGUUGUUGGUUUCAUUUAAUGUUAUUCGAUUUAUUACC